GCAGUCAGUCACUGGGAGGUGAGGGGGGAGACGCAGCAGAAUUACGCACAGCGCACACGUGGAGGAACAAACGGAGCCUCGCUGCUUGAUCGACAAACACCGACAAAUCAUCCAGAAGUCUUUAACAGGAGUCCCCCUCUGCUGCGUGUCUUUCGAGUGAGCAGAGGGAGACACACAACAAGUAUGCAGCUCGGAGAGUCCACCAGGUGACUGCCGGAGCAGGACGCACAGGGAGAGACGCGCUUUUUCUGUUUUUCUCCUGACAGAAAACCAGGAGUGUGAGCGCGCACGGGGAGAGAAGGAGGCUCAUGGAGAACCUCUGGAGGAGGAGAAGAAGGACGCAGCCGCAGGAGCGCAGAUGGAGGUGGCUGAGCAACUCGCUGCUGCUUUGCUUUUUCACCGGUGGCACCGAGGCCCAGUGUGAGGGCUGUAUAGAGUACUGCUGUGAUGGAUCGCCACCUUUCUGCUGCUCCUACUACGCCUACGUGGGGGACGUCCUCUCGGGCACUGCCAUCUCUGGUAUCGUCUUCGGCGUGGUGUUCUUGAUGGGGGCAGUGGCGGCCUUGUUCCUGUGCGUGUGUAUGUGCAUGAAGAACGGGCGGGGCGCGAGGGUUGGCGUGUUCAGCACCUCCUACAUCAACACCGUGACCCAGGGCUAUCCAGGUCCUCCACCUCCAUACCCCUAUGACUACGAGAUGUACCCUCCCUCGCUGCACCCACCGCCUUACACCCCUACUCAGCCUCGGCCGUCCAAUUACUCCCCCCCUCCUCCAUACCCCGGUUGCACGCGCAAGUAAAUCCACCCACUGCAAAGAUCGUCCACGGGAGCAGCUGAAGAGAAACUCCGGUGGCCUGGUUUUCCGAGACCUGAAGAUGUAGGCACCUCUGGCCUCUAAAGAUAAUUCUAAAGGGGCCUAUUAAAACAAAAAAAGGGAGGCCCAGUGCAAUUUUGUUCAGCAGGAGUCUGGACCAAAUGGUGGGGAGGGGGGAUAAAUAAUAAUUUCACAAGCUGUGGGUCAGGAUGCUCAAAGAAGGCUCCGACAUGUGCAGGUCCUGAUAACCGUUAGCAGCCCUGCUCGCUGGCGGCUGGUACUUUUUUCCUCCCCUCCUGCUAAUAACCAAUAUCCUUAUCCGUCCCGCCUGUGCACAUCAAAGGCACUGUGGCGCUUUGAUGAAGGUGAAGACCACUUUUUGUCGGCGUGGAUGGGGAAGCUCACAUCACAGGAGUACAGCGGUCUUUCCAGGAGACAAUGCAGUUUUAAAAAAAAACUUUUUCAUAUCUUAUUCAUAUCAGUGACUGAGAUGGAAGCUGAUGAUUAAAGCUGUGUUAAACAAGUCUGGUCUGGACUUGAACAUAAUGCACAAUAACACUGACCUUACAGGCACAGACAUGGGUUACUAUCUUACUUGAAACAAUGGGUAAACUGGGGUCAGAUUGUUACUGAGUUUGAGCCAAGAAUGGAAUGUCUUAAAAGAAAGUGAAAAAACAUAUACAUUUUUUUGCUUUUGCAGGACUUGAGAAACUUGUGAAGUCUUCAUUUGAGAUGCAGUCGUAGGGUAAUUGUGACAUUUCGUAAGAGAGAAGCUGCUCGCAGACAUGCACUGAGCUCCUUUAUCCGGGGGGGCUGCAUUUGUGAAGGUCCGAGUGGGAGCCUCCGGACUUUCUGCAGACUUUCUCAUGCGUUUGAGUAGUGGGGGACUGUGAAUGAUGGACUUUUGAAUCACGUGUCAAUUAAAAUGAUUUUGUGUUGCAAGCUGUGUUGUAAAUUAAAGAUGCGAAUAAAGUGUGACUCUUUUUGAAAGCA
Paralichthys olivaceus (Japanese flounder) is the source of this 1805-nucleotide messenger RNA. It is a transcript of the gene cyyr1, whose product is annotated as cysteine/tyrosine-rich 1. The record is from RefSeq and is a predicted model, not a curated record. Lineage: Eukaryota; Metazoa; Chordata; Actinopteri; Pleuronectiformes; Paralichthyidae.